CUAGCCACAAACACGUCUUUAAUGUCACGCACAGCGGAAGGCGUGAAAGGGAUACAAUGACAUAUUGGUUCGAGACGUGUAGUUCUAUAGAUGAAAAAGCAUGCGGAAAAUGGGUGCAGUCACCGACACAAAAGACCCCUGGCUGUUCGGCGUCACCCCCAACAUCCUUUAACACGGGCCCACCCUCCUCCCGCUGACCGAGAUGCAUUGUGGGGGAAGACGUUGCCAUUCGACCUCUGCGGGGCCUGCGCGGACGCAGGCAGAACCCUGAAAUUAAUUAUGCCUUUAAAACCCCUAUUUAUUUCCGCAUAACCUACAUACUCUCACCAGGAGGCUGGAGCGCGGAAAAACGGCUCGUUUCAUGCGGAAUACUUUAUUUAAGAGAGCCGCGAUCGGAUUUUUGUUUUAUUGAGAAAGUGUAGAUUGUAAUUUAUUUCAAGAAAAUGUCCGGAGAGCGAAACCGCAGGUCGCUGGCUUUCCGAGGAGGUGGAUUAGCCGUCACCGGUGCCAGCGCCGUCGGAGCAGGCAGCAACGGCAACAGCUGUGAGGCCCCGGCCUGUCAAGACCGACAUUUGAACGGGAACAGGCCAGAUCAAGAGGACGACGGUGAUUUGGGGGCGAAAGGACCAUCGCUGGGGAAAGUCGAGGGCGGGGAGUCCGUGAGCGACAGCACGGAGCCGGAGGCAGAGGAGGACGAGGACCCGGAAGGGGGCAGUUGGACAGCGGGGAAAGAUCAUGACAGAGGCGUAUUAAACAGCAUAAUGGUGAAAACCGAGGGCUGUAAGUGGGCGACCGGCAACGGCGUGAACCGCGAGGACUGUAGCGCGGGAGAGGCGGAGGAAGCGGCCGCUAGAAAGCCGCUGCUGGAGAUGAGACCUCAGACGCUGCUGCUGCAGAAACACUCGCUCUUCCAAACCUCCUGGCUGCAGGAGUUUCCCUGGCUCAAAUUCAGCCAGGAAACAGGGCUGAUGUCUUGUUCCUGGUGCCAUAACAUCGCCACCAACAACAGCGACGAGCUGGUAAAAGGCCGCCGGAAUUACAAGCGGGCCUUGCUGCUGAGACAUCACCUGUCCUCGGAGCACGGCAGGAAUGACCCGACCAGACAGGAGAUGGAAAGGCCAGAGGAUGCGGAGAGCCUGGAGGUGGAGGACUAUAGAAACAAGCCCAAUGAGAACUCCUACUGCUACCAGCUGCUACAGGAGCUGGACAAACAGCGCAAGAGUGGUAUCCUCUGCGACGUCAACAUCCUAGUGGGCGACCAGGUGUUCAAGGCGCACAAGAACAUCCUCGUUGCUGGGAGCCACUACUUCAAGACCCUCUACUGCCUGACGAAGAGUGAGAACUGCGACCAAACUACCAUCACGCACUUGGACGUGGCGGCCGUACAGGGCUUCUCAGUCAUCCUGGACUUCCUGUACUCCGGCAACCUCUUGCUCACCAGCCAGAAUGCCAUCGAGGUGAUGUCCGUGGCGAGUUACCUCCAGAUGACCGAAGUGGUCCAGUCCUGUCGCGCCUUCAUCAAAGAUGCUCUUAACAUCAGCAUCAAGCAGGAAGCCCCUGAUUCUGUGGUGGUUGACUACAACAAGCGGCGGACGGUGGCGAAAGAUUGCCAGAGUGCCGACAAGAAGCCCAGCAACUUCUGGGCCACCAGCAUCCUGUCCAAGCUGUCCAUCAAGGCCAGUGGGCAAGUGAAGGAUGAACCCAGCGACGUGGAGGUGUCCGGGGGAGAAGGCUGUGCUUUGGGAAGUUCCGGUUGGGGCGGAGAGAACUCGUCAGAGUCUACGGAGACGCAGCCACAGGGUCCGGGGCCGGUGUUCGUCUGGAACGAGCCGCACCCCGGCACUGGGGUUGCCGUCAAGAGAGAGGUGCAUCCUGAGCCGGGCAGCGGAAGGGGGAAAAAACAGGCUGCCAAGCGCUUUGUCUACAAUAUCCCACCUGAGCCGGAAGACGGUUUUGACGAGGGCAUGUUCAUCCAACCAUCUGCCUCCUACACCAGAGAGGACUUCCCUUACCUCUCACUGAAUGCCGGCGAAGCACCCGAAAACACCCUCAAUAAGCUGAAGUGUCCCCACUGUAACUACAUUGCCAAGCACCGACGAACACUAAAGAGACACCUGAUCAUCCACUCAGGCGUGCGUUCCUUCAGCUGCGACAUCUGCGGGAAGCUGUUCACUCGCCGAGAACACGUCAAAAGACAUUCCCUGGUACACAAAAAGGAUAAGAAAUACAAGUGUAUGGUAUGCAAGAAGAUCUUCAUGUUGGCGGCCAGUGUGGGCAUACGGCACGGCUCUCGCCGCUACGGCGUGUGCGUGGAGUGCGCCGACUCCCACCAAGGCACGCAGGACCUGGAAUUCAACCGCGACGAAGACUUUGAUGAGGCCGGAGAGGGAGACGAGGACAUGGAGGCCGAAGGGGAGGAGCCUAAUAAGAUUGACCAAUCCAACUGCAAGGGGGAUGCGGAUGCCACCCCCGAGAAGGACUAAUUAAGACAUAACCUGGUAGAGAAACGAAUCAAAAUGCAAAGAAAAAAAAUAGCUGGGAAACAAUCAACAAUUCCAAAGUGCUAUCAAACCUCUUUGUUGCACGUGAAGUUAUGACAAAGAUAUAUGUAGAUUUGUUAGAGAGGGACUCCAAUAUUUAAAGAUUGUUCUAUGUGUCAGAGUCUGGGCUGUGUGCCUGUCAGAGAAAGAGGUAUAAUGAUAUAUAACAAAAAAAUCAGGUUUUUCUGUGAUGUAUUUUUUUUCUUUUGUAGGGGAUGAGGGUGUACAGCGUUUCUGAGUUAUAAUAGGCCAAUCAUAUUAAAAGAAAUCAUAAUUAUUUAAUUUAUGAAGAAAGAUAUUAUGGUCUUAUGAAAAUGAUAGAAUUAUUAUUAUUUUUUUUUUUUUAAUGUACGUCUACUUAUUUUCAGUUCAUAACUGCGCUUCCUGACAGACCUGAUCGUAUAUUGCUCAGAGGAGGAGCUCAACAAAGAAAGAGCAUUAUAGAAAUUCCGCCUACAGGAAGAGUUUUUUGUGUGUGUUUCCUUUCUAGUUAAAUGUUGUCAUGAAAUUAUAUAUUUUCCUUUUCCCUGCACAAGUCUUGGAACCAAAAAUCUGUUUUGUGACUCUAAUUAACCACAGCCAUAUUUAUGAUUAAGUUAUAUGGGGCUGUUAGAUCGUGCCAAGCAGAACGCACACCAAGAUUUUUUGCAGGACACAAACUACUGAAAAUGCUGAGAAAACACAAAGCAGAGAAAUAUAAGAAGGAAAGAAAGAAAGAAAAAAUGAUAAAAUAUAAGGGGAAUAUAUUAUUGCUAGCUUUAUUUGAAUCACAGCAUCACAGUAACACUUUAUAAAGCAUUUUGACAUUCACUUAAAGCUUGAAUUUUGCCAAAUGAUAGAAACGUUUGGUGCUGUAACGCUUUUAUUUUUAUUAUUAUUUUUAAAUACUGGACCUACAAGCUGUAUAUGAUGUUAAUAAUCGUAAAGCCUACUCAACUCAGUUAUACUAAUCAGCUUUGUAUUUUACACUGUUGUGCUAAGGAGCCUAUCAGGUAUGCUUUUCUGUUUUUAACAUCUUUUCUAUGAAAUGCACAUACACACACACAUACCAUUUGUUGUUGUUAAAACUACUGGCAGUACUUGUAAAGAUGGAACAACCUGAUGUUGUUGACCCUCCUGAGUUGGUUCGUGGUACUGAUCUUACUUUGAAUCACUUGAACAACCUGUGUACCGUUUUUGAAGAAUGCAGAUGGAAAGAGGUGGUUUGCAAUAGACUCCCAAACAUUUGUUUUGGUCCCCUGUAACAUUUGUGAUCAUUUCGGUUUCGUUUAUUUGGACUUUGUCGUGUGUCUGCUGAGUGGAAAACACUUUGCUUGUGCUGAUGUAGAGUGGAAGGUCUAUGGAAGUACAUAGACAGGCACUUACUGUUCUGCGUUUGAUAAUUUCUUAUUUCCCCAAAGCCGGUCUGGAUGGAAAUAAAUUGAAACUGUUGUGUUUUAUUCCAUACGGAGCUUUAUUUUUAUUUUUAUUUUUUUGACAUUUCAUUAUUUAAUGAUAUAUAUACUAUAUUGACUCCAAAAUGCAAUCAAGACUGUUAAUUUUUAUUUGUCCUACCAAAAUCGUUGUUUAAUUGUUAAAGAUAAUGUAUAAGAAAUCCAGGUAAAUAUUUAGUGUAGAUCCUUGCUUGUGUAUGUCGUCAGAUUUAAAUGUUUUUAUUCUAAAAUCAAUCAUUCACUUUACCCUUAGAUGCAUAUAUUGUUUUAUUUGUCCUUCUUGUUGAGGUUUUAUUUUGCUUUUGUUCAUUCAUUGUGUUUUUUAUUUCAUUUUAAGCGCAUAUUUUUUAAGAACUAUUGUUUGUGGGUUAAUUCCUAGGAGCAGGAGUUUCUGUUCAUAUGCAGUGGAUAUAUUGAAGUGCUAUACUGAUACAGAAAUCGUCUAUCUUUCCCUUUACUCGAGAUGAAAGUGUAUUUUAAAAGCUGUAUAGAAGAUCCUGUUUGUAUUGCUUACCUUCAGAUCACCGUGGGAGGGAUAUUAUAUAUAUAUAUGAAAGAUUAUGAAAAAAAAA
Molecule: messenger RNA, 4545 nt
Organism: Sinocyclocheilus anshuiensis
Lineage: Eukaryota; Metazoa; Chordata; Actinopteri; Cypriniformes; Cyprinidae
Product: zinc finger and BTB domain-containing protein 10-like
Exons: 4
Coding region: 444-2483 (679 amino acids)
Biological process (GO): regulation of transcription by RNA polymerase II
Molecular function (GO): RNA polymerase II cis-regulatory region sequence-specific DNA binding; protein binding; DNA-binding transcription factor activity, RNA polymerase II-specific
Source: RefSeq, a predicted model, not a curated record